Messenger RNA from Paraglomus occultum, 477 nucleotides. The record is from the annotation of a GenBank genome assembly. NCBI's taxonomy places the organism in Eukaryota, Fungi, Glomeromycota, Glomeromycetes, Paraglomerales, Paraglomeraceae.
AUGGCACCAAACAAAAAUCGCCUUUAUCAGUAUGCCAUCGAACAUGAAAUAAAUCCCAAAGAGUUUUCGAUUAUUACAGAGACUGAGAAAAAUAGGUGGACCAUGGGAUGUUUUCAUGGGGAUUUGGAAAGAGAUAUACGUUUCUAUCGUGAUCGGGAAAGGCUGGUCGGUGAAGAGUUAUUACGUCAAGGUAUACUAAAAAGUGGUUUGAGUACUGCAUGGCUUGAUGAUCUUAUGGAAGCAUGGGAAAAAAUCCAUGCUCGAUUCACACAAAUAUCUUUUGAGGAAAAGACUUUAUUUGUACCGCGGGUAAAUAUUCAAUCUACACUAUCUGAUCGACAAUUCUCAAUUUCUGUUCUACCUAAAGACCCAGAAGAAAGGCAACAACAUGUUAUCAAAAUGGCAUUGGAACGAUUUCCUGUUUUAUCUUUGAAAUAUAGUAGUGGGGAUAAUGAUUAUUUUGACACUGUUCAGUAA